This is a messenger RNA of Trichophyton benhamiae CBS 112371, 840 nucleotides long. RefSeq lists its product as uncharacterized. The transcript has 2 exons. The record is from RefSeq and is a predicted model, not a curated record. NCBI's taxonomy places the organism in Eukaryota, Fungi, Ascomycota, Eurotiomycetes, Onygenales, Arthrodermataceae. Bases 1 to 840 code for a protein of 279 amino acids.
AUGCUGGGGAGGGUCCUUCUGACCUCCCAGCAGCACCAGAACCUCAUACUCCACCCAGACCUACCAAGCGUCAGCGAACUCGCUCGUUUUCUGCUAGAGACAAUAUGCAUCAUUACGAAGCACGCCUACCCUGAUGUCGCCCAUAUUUAUCCUUACUCUAUGGGUGGUGUCGCUCACGAGAGCCCAAAUUCAACUUUCUGGAUCCUCCUUCGGUCUUACUGGUCCAACGAACGAGUUGAAAACUGGCGGGCAGCCGUAUUCCCACGGGGUACUGAAACUCUUUGUAACCUUCUCUGCCUGAGUCCAAAUAUGCACCGCUGGCACUCGAAAGGGCUAUUUGGUCUGCAACCCGUAGAGAUAUCCGAGGAUAAGAGUCGUUUGACUCUGAAAUUCUACUGGCUCCCACAACAUCAAUUCUCUCGCAACGUUGACCUCUCAGCUCGCCCAAAUAUCCCUUGUGAUCUUAACGGGCUGGAAAUGGACUUCAAGGCUUGGAAUGCAAUCACUGAGCGGAAAAUUAGAUCUGGUGAUGAAAUAAUCCUAACGACCAGUGACCCACAAAACUUGCCACUCCCUGACUGGGACUUAUUGGAACUACAAUGGACGCUACAGCGACUAGCUUCCUUGAGCGGUGCUGCAGACAUAAACCCUCAGGAAUAUUCUGAUGAUGAUAGCGAUGGUGUUGAGUGGGAAGAGGAUUUCAGCUUCGAGGCAGAACAAGAUGACCCCUUUACUUAUUCUAGAGUGAGAUCACCAGAUGGAGAUGUCGAGCCCUUCUCUCUAGUAUCCGAAAAGCAGAUGCCGGAUGUUAUUUCAGCUGAAGCGGCGUUUGCAACGUAA